This is a messenger RNA of Populus euphratica (Euphrates poplar), 1924 nucleotides long. Its product is annotated as G-type lectin S-receptor-like serine/threonine-protein kinase SD2-5. Gene Ontology annotation, molecular function: protein kinase activity; ATP binding. Gene Ontology annotation, biological process: protein phosphorylation. NCBI's taxonomy places the organism in Eukaryota, Viridiplantae, Streptophyta, Magnoliopsida, Malpighiales, Salicaceae. The coding region runs from base 539 to 1864 and encodes 441 amino acids. The transcript has 2 exons. The record is from RefSeq and is a predicted model, not a curated record.
CAAACUUUUCUAUUCACAAAGCCAGUCCCCUACGCCGUAAUAGACAGAUCCUGAUCUUCAUGAAACCUCCAAGUAAAGCUUAGCCCAAAGAAAAAAAAGAAAAACAAAAUCUGUUAAUUGGAAUCCAAAUUUUUUAUUUCUGCUGUUCUUGUUCUUAGACUAAUUCUGCUUCAAUGUCACUGCUGAAGUUGCUUAUGCAUUUAUCUCCUUUCUUGGUUGCUCAUUUAUUCGUAUCAGGAAUAAACUCAACAUAUGAUCCAAGACCUUUCUUUUAUGUCACCCCAACGAUCCCAACUGGUUUUCCCUUGGAAAGAAUGAUAGUUUACCAUUUUUCAGUCUUAUAGUUUUUUGAGUUUGGUAUUUUGUUUUUAAUCAUUUUAACAUUUAGGAGUGGUGUAAGUUGUUUGAUGAGAAGUUAAGAAAGCCUGCACAAAUAGAAGUUAGUUUACCACAAAGACACAUUAUAUAUAUAUUGUACUACACGUUGAAAGAAAUUAUAGCUUACACAAUUCAUACAUCUGUUCUUUGACAUGCUUACAUGUCCAUCACAGGAAACACAAUUGGAUACAACGCCUUGAAAAGUAACAAGACAGUUGUUUCUUCAGGACAUGCAGAACCGACGCCAUCAACAACUGUGAUAAUAGCACCAAGCCUUUCCCCACAAGUUAAAAAACCACCAAGCCCUUCGCCACAAGGGAUAACGCCACCAAGCCCUUCGCCACAAGACACGCCACCAAGUUUGGUACCAUUUACAGCAGGAGUUCUUCUUAUCAUUUCUUUUGUAGUGAUUUUUAUUUUGAAGGCAAGAUGGCAUGGGAAGUCUGAACAAGAUCAGCAGGAUGUGGAAGAUGAUCAUAUAAAGCAUGUUCCUGGAAUGCCUGUCAGGUUCUCAUACCAAGAACUAUGUGUUGCAACUGAUAAUUUCAACGAGAGACUUGGAAGAGGAGGCUUCGGGUCUGUAUUCAAAGGAAAAUUGGGAGAUGGAACACAAAUUGCUGUGAAGAGGUUGGAGAAACGAGGCCAAGGAAUGAGUGCUUUUUUAGCAGAAGCCGAGGCAAUUGGAAGUCUGCACCAUUUUAACUUGGUGAGGUUGAUUGGAUUUUGCGCAGAGAAAUCCUCUAGGCUUUUGGUUUUUGAGUAUUUGAGCAAUGGAUCGUUGGAUAAUUGGAUUUUUACGAAUGUACAAGGAUCUUUCCUUGAUUGGCAGACCAGGAAGGAGAUUAUACUCGACAUAGCCAAAGGGCUGGCUUAUCUUCAUGAAUACUGUCGACAUACCAUAAUACAUCUUGAUGUAAAACCACAGAACAUUCUUUUGGAUUCAAGUUUCCAUGCCAAAAUCGCUGAUUUUGGGUUAUCCAAGCUAAUCAAUAGAGAUAUGAGCCAGGUUCAAAUCUCAAUGAGAGGAACACCGGGAUAUCUUGCUCCAGAAUGGCGUCAACCAUUAGGUCGUAUUACGGUAAAAGUUGACAUAUAUAGCUUCGGAAUUGUCCUCCUUGAAAUAGUUUGUGCACGCAGAAAUGUAGACCAAUCACAACCAGAAUCUGCCUUUCAUUUGCUUACAAUGUUGCAGAAGAAAGGUGAUCAUGAAGAUGGAGUAAUAGACAUUGUGGAAAAUUUGGAUGAAUACACGCGGAGUGAUAGAGAGGAAAUAACGAGGAUGAUAAAGGUUGCUGCUUGGUGUUUGCAAGAUGACCCAGAAAGAAGACCUCUCGUGUCAACAGUUUUAAAAGUGUUGGAAGGUGUUAUGGAGGUAGAUUCAAACAUCAUUUAUCGGUUUUCGCAUGCAAUGAUAUCUUCUCCACCUGGUAACAACCAUAUUUCUUCAGCACCUCCUCCAGCAUCUGUUCUUUCCAAUCCUAGAUGAUGUAGUUGUAAAACUCUCUCUUCUGGCAGAAAUAAAAUCUAUCAUGCUUAUUAUCACUUC